This is a messenger RNA of Arachis duranensis, 1257 nucleotides long. RefSeq lists its product as uncharacterized. NCBI's taxonomy places the organism in Eukaryota, Viridiplantae, Streptophyta, Magnoliopsida, Fabales, Fabaceae. Gene Ontology annotation, molecular function: DNA helicase activity. The coding region runs from base 1 to 1257 and encodes 418 amino acids. The record is from RefSeq and is a predicted model, not a curated record. The transcript has 4 exons. Gene Ontology annotation, biological process: telomere maintenance; DNA repair.
AUGGCUACAAGUUAUGAUUCUAUCAACAGUAUUACCUGUAGUAGAUUAUGUAAUGAAAAGGUUUGGAAAAUAAAGGCAAGGAUUAUAAGGUUAUGGAAAGUUCCAUCCAAAUUUGACAAGAGUAAGACAGCUUAUCUAAAAAUGGUUCUCAUGGAUGAUAAGGUGGUUGUGGAAAAAUAUUCUUAUGGUCAACUAUAUCAUUCUCAAUUAGGUCUAAAGGAGGGAAGUCCUUUUGCAAGGUUAAUAUCCAAGGCCAAAUUAAUCAUAUGGGAUGAAGCUCCAAUGAUAAUAAGUAAGUAUUGUUACGAAGCUUUAGACAUAUGCCUCAGAGACAUCUUAAGGUGCUCAGAUUCGUAUAAUGCUCAUUUGUCAUUUGGAGGUAAAGUUGUUGUUCUCGGAGGAGAUUUUAGACAAAUUUUACCUGUGAUUUCCAGAGGCUCAAGGCAAGAUAUAAUUCAGUCUUCUAUUAAUUCUUCAUAUUUAUGGCAUAACUGUAAGGUUUUAAAGCUUACAAAAAACAUGAGAUUGUCACUAGGUGAAAACAACAACAUACAAAAACUCAGAAAUUUUGCAAAAUGGCUACUCAAAAUUGGUGAUGGUUUGGCUGGUGAUACAACAGAUAGUGAAUCGAUCAUUCAUAUACCAUCUGACAUUUUGAUUAAGAACUCUGAGACAGUUUUGGAUGACCUCAUUGAUUUCGUGUAUCCAAAUAUGUUAUCCAAUUUAUCCGUUGAAAAUUAUUUCAAGGAUAGAGCAAUUCUUGCACCAACUUUGGAUUGUGUCACUGAUGUCAACAACAAGAUAACUGCAGGGUUACCUGGACAAGAAAGAGUCUACUUAAGUUCAGACUCUCUAUGUGCUGAAGAGGAAAAUAUGGAAUUUGAGUUAAAUGUUUUCUCGCCGGAGAUUCUAAAUGGAAUAAAUUGUUCAGGUCUACCACCACACAAGUUGGUUCUGAAGGUUGGCGCUCCUGUUAUGUUGCUGCGGAAUAUAGACCAAACUAAUGGUUUGUGCAAUGGAACGAGGAUGCAAGUUAGAAGAAUGGGAAAUCAUGUGAUAGAAUGCAAGACUUUAACUGGUAACAAAGCUGGAAGUAUUAUUCUUAUCCCAAGACUGAAUCUAAUUCCAAAUAAUGAAACAUUGCCGGUCAGGGUAACAAGUAAAGAUGGUCUGCGAGUGCUGUUGCAAAAUCAUGGACACUUGGAAGAUAACUGCACGACGAAUGUGGUGUAUAGAGAAGUUUUUGAGAGCCUAUAA